AUGAAAAAAAUCGAAUUUGUGUCGGUGGCGACCACCUUCAACCCAAAACAUCACAGUGGCCAGGAGGCCAAAAUCAAUCCGAAUGGCAGCCUACAUCUGAACAUAUCGGUGGCCCAUGACUUCAAACAGGAUCAAUGGGCCAUGGUUGAGCUGGGUGUUCGUAACAAUACGAAAGCCAAUAGCUAUCGUACUCUAUUGCAAUACGAUUUCAAUAUCUGCCGAUCAUUUGGUAAAAGUCAAAGUAAAUUUUUAACCGAUUUGGCCUCAGGUAUUUUCCAGCAGGGCACAAUGCCCAUGAAGUGUCCGGUUAUGAAGGGUAACUAUUUCUGGACCUUGAACCCCUCAACAUUUAAUAUACCCGCCUUUGUAUUGCCGAAUGUGUAUAGGGUUAUUUUUUGUACCUAUAUACGCCUGAAGUCGGCGAAGGAAUUUAUAGGCAAUACAAGUGUUAUAGUAAAAGUUACCAAAUAA
Messenger RNA from Musca vetustissima, 471 nucleotides. RefSeq lists its product as uncharacterized. The transcript is spliced from 2 exons. Lineage: Eukaryota; Metazoa; Arthropoda; Insecta; Diptera; Muscidae. The record is from RefSeq and is a predicted model, not a curated record. The coding region runs from base 1 to 471 and encodes 156 amino acids.